This is a messenger RNA of Gryllus bimaculatus (two-spotted cricket), 581 nucleotides long. NCBI's taxonomy places the organism in Eukaryota, Metazoa, Arthropoda, Insecta, Orthoptera, Gryllidae. The record is from the annotation of a GenBank genome assembly.
UCGGGGGAGUGCCCGGCCAAGGCGGCGUCGUGCAGCGGCUGCCGGUGGAAGGUGCUGGCCAGCUACGACCACUUCCAGGGCUUCGGCUACUACAAGGCCUACAAGACGCCCGUCAACUGGCACGAGGCCAAGGACCUUUGUGCGGGCGAUGGGGCUCACUUGGGCAUCAUCAACAGCGAGAAAGAAGCUCAAAUAUUUAAGUUACUCUACCACAAGGACGGAUUGGGCGGCUGGGUGUUCGUGGGCUACCACGACUUGAACCAGGAAGGAAAUCAUGAAACUAUCUUUGGUGAACCUUUAGCAAAAACCGGAUACACGAAGUGGCAUCCUGGCCAACCAGAUAACUUUUUUGACGAGGAUUGUGGAACAAUAACUUCAGAAGCCUUGCUCAACGAUGGCAAGUGCGACUGGAGAACUGGAUUUAUAUGUGAAGUUUCUGAAGAAAAGGCCCUUGGGAACUAGAUAGCUACUCUAUGAAGCUUUUACAUAAAAGUAAGGUAUUUUGAUGUAGCAAUAAGUGCAGUGUUUCAACGAAUAUCUUGUAAUACUUCCUAAUUAGUAUCAAUAAAUAAAUAAUUGUA